CUCUUCAGUCUCCACUCUCCCUUCUCACCGCAGACUGAACGUCACGUCCGCACUUGAACUUGAGUUUUCUCCCAUUGUAGAAGCCAGAGAGAAGCACAGAGCCGCACAGAGCCGCACACUGCCGCACACUGCCCGGGGAUGCGGGACUCUGCAGCGAGCACAAAGACAAGAGAGGGAGGUAGCCUGUCCUCAGAGCAACACUGGGCUUUGACUCCACUAGUUAAAGUGUAACCCGCCCGCCUGGCACUGCUGGUGCUGCAGAAGAAGUGCCCACCACUUUGCGAGAAGUCCCGAAAAGGACAUUGGAUUCCUAUUGGACUCACUUUCAGACGUUAAUUGGCGUCAAUUCACCUGCUGGACAGGGACGCACAGUGUCCAGGUGUCCGGAGAGUGGACACAGCUGACCGGCCGGGUUUCCUCCUCUCCACCCUGCUCCUCUCCACCCGGCUCCUCUUCCGCUCUCCUCUGACAGAUGGUGUGAAAUCGCGGAAGGCAGAGUCGGACUACCCCCUCCCUCACCACCAGAAGGGAGGCGCGCCACCACUUUGGAACUGAACUCCGACCGCCCGCCCAGCGCUGUGCUCCGGCCGGCCACAGCAGAGCAGGAUCCGCUGCCCAUUGGAGGGACAUCCACCGCACAGGGGUCAGUCCGAGGGCCACACCUGGGACAGAGCCGAGGUCAGCUCUGGGCAGCCAGCAGCAGGAGGAGACGCCACCCUUCCAGCGCCGCUCUCCGGGCGAUGCCAGUGUAAAUGCCAGGGCGAUGUCCCGACGAAAGCAGGGUAACCCGCAGCACCUGUCCCAGAGAGAAAUAACACCGGAGGUCGAGCUCCCAGAUGGCGGACUGCUCUCCAACUCUCUUUCCUUCCACCCCCUCCACCCCCUCCGCCUGCCCUCUCACCCGCUUGGCCUCCCUCCCCACCCGUUGGACCCCAGUCUGGCCCCCGCCCUGCCCCCCGGCCUCCACGCCGACCACGACCUGCUGACCUGCGGCCAGUGCCAGGUGACCUUCCCCCUGGGAGACAUCCUCCUCUUCAUCGAGCACAAGAAGAAGCAAUGCCAGACGCCGCUGCUACUCAACGGCUGCUACGAGAAGAUGAGCGACCGGGGGGGCGGAGGGGGGAGUCCGUCUCUGCAGAGCCUCCAUCAGCACGCCCAGAGGGGGGGGCUGAGGAAGGUGCUGCAGCCGGUGGAGGUUGGCAUCCAGGUGACCCCAGAGGAGGAGGAGGUUGGAAGAGGUGAGAGGCGAGAGAGGACGCCCAUCAAAGGAAUUUUCCCCAAGCAGGAGCACACCCCCACAGGUGGCAGGGAUGAGCCUUCCAGCUAUAUAUGUACCACAUGUAAGCAGCCCUUCCCCAGCGCCUGGUUCCUGCUGCAGCAUGCCCAGAAUAGCCACGGCAUUCGGAUAUACCUGGAGUCCAACCCCUCAAACACUGCCCUCACCCCACGCCUCGCUAUGCCUCCACCCAUGGGCAACGACUCCAUCCCGCAGUCCCCCCUCACCAACUUUCUCGGGGACAACAACCCCUUUCACCUAUUGAGGAUGGCGGGACCCCUGCUCCGGGAGCCUCCCCCAGGCUUUAUGGAGAACCGGCUUCCCAACACGCCUCCAUUCAUCAGCCCGCCUCCCCGCCACCACCUGGACCCCCAUCGACUGGAACGCCUUAGCGCAGAGGAAAUGGGCCUCAUAUCACAGCACCCCAGUGCCUUUGAGAGGGUGAUGCGGCUAACGCCCAUGGCCAUGGAGUCCCAGUCCAUGGACUUUUCCAGGCGGUUACGUGAGUUGGCAGGGAACAACAACAACACCACUCCACCUUUGUCCCCCAGCAGGUCCAACCCUAUGCACCGACUGCUAAACCCCAAUCCCUUCCAGCCUGGGCCAAAAUCACCUUUUCUGAGCACCCCUCCCUUACCGCCGAUGCCCCUAAACAGCACCACCCCUCCCCAGACACAGAACAAAGUCAAGUCCUGUGAGUUCUGCGGUAAGACCUUCAAGUUCCAGAGCAACUUGGUGGUGCAUCGGCGCAGCCAUACUGGAGAAAAACCAUACAAGUGCCAGUUGUGUGACCACGCUUGCUCUCAGGCAAGCAAGCUGAAGCGCCACAUGAAGACCCACAUGCACAAGGCUGGAUCCCUGACGGGGCGCUCAGAUGAUGGACUGUCCACCACAAGCUCCCCAGAGCCCGGCACCAGUGAUGUCACAGGUGAAGGCAUGAAGAAUCGUGAUGGGGACUUCCAGGGGGAAGGCAACGAGGAGGAAGAAGAGGAGGAAGAAGAAGAGGAACUUGAGAAUGAGAGUCGACCAGUGUCCAACUUCAGCAUGGAGUGUGAGUUCUUCAGGAACAGGGAGAACGGCUCUAAACUGCCCUCAGAGGACAAGCCAUCACUCGCCCUUGAGAAAAUGGUGGAAGGUGGGGGUCUAAACUCUAUUCAGCAGUACAAUAAUUUAAUAGUUGACAAUCGUAAAAGGAUGCCCUUCACCAAGAGGGGUUCCGAUGGCCUGAGGGACACAGGGGAUGAGGACUCAGUGGCUGGGGAGAUAAACCACCACCACCAGCAGGAAGAGAGGACCACCAUUAAUGGCCGGAACUGUGGCUCUGUUGACUCUUUCUCAGGCCUGUUUCCACGUAAGCCCACCCCUAUCACCAGCCCCAGCCUGUCCAUCUCCUCAAAUAAGAGGAUCAAGAUUGAGAAGGACUUGGACAUUCCCCCAGCACCCCAUAUUCCCUCAGAGAACGUGUACUCCCAGUGGUUGGUGGGCUAUGCUGCCUCACGCCACUUCAUCAAAGACCCUUUCCUCGGCUUCACUGACUCCAGACAAUCGCCCUUCGCCACCUCCUCUGAGCACUCGUCCGAGAACGGCAGCUUGCGGUUUUCAACGCCUCCGGGUGACCUGCUGGAUGGAGGUCUUUCAGGACGCAGCGGCACCGCCAGUGGAGGCAGCACGCCUCACCUGGGUGGAGGUCCAGGCAGGCCUGGCUCCAAGGAUAGCAGGAGGUGCGACACCUGCGAAUACUGCGGUAAGGUGUUCAAGAACUGUAGCAACCUGACGGUGCACCGGCGCAGCCACACAGGUGAGAGGCCCUACAAGUGUGACCUGUGCAACUAUGCCUGUGCCCAGAGCUCCAAGCUCACACGCCACAUGAAGACACACGGCCAGCAUGGGAAGGAUGUCUACCGCUGUGACAUUUGCCAAAUGCCCUUCAGCGUGUACAGCACCUUGGAAAAACAUAUGAAAAAGUGGCAUGGUGAACAUUUGAUGACAAAUGAAGUCAAAAUUGAAGAAGCCGAGAGAACAUAAAUUGGUGUCUCUCUUUCCAGACUUUGCACCACACUUUGACAAAAAAAAACUAACAAAAUGGGGUAGCUGGAUACUCUUUUUCUGAAAUGUUCAUUUUGGGUCAAUUUUGUGUUUUUAAGAAACUGCCAAAUGAGAAAACAGAGAUCUUAACACCACUUAAGGCUGUCUAAACUGCCUCAUUUGGGGUUCCUUUUUAAACAAUCAGUCAGUUGAGUUAUAAUAUAUGUGGAGCCUUUAACUGUGCAAUAAUUUCUGUAUUUAUUCAAUUUUGUAUUUUGGCAUGUGCAGGUACAUUAUUAUUUGGGCUUUUUUUUUUGUAUAUUUGUUUUACUUGAUUUAGCAUUUCUCUGUUUUUUAAAACCCCAUGUUAUCCUGAGAGUUUUUUCAGAAGACAAAGGUCAAUUUUGUUUUUUUUGGCCGCUGCUUGUAGUAAAUUGUAUAUUAAGCUAAACGUGUGAUUUCUUGAAGAGAGGCUGAAUUCAAUCUUCAAUUUGAAAGUGGCGUUAACUGAGAAUGCUAGAAUUAGUCUAUUUUGUGUGAUGAUGAUACGCGGACAACAAUCCUUGUAGCAUGAACUGAGUCUAAAACAUGUCAAUAUAAUUGGAUAUGUAGCACUGAGCGUCAUAUUUGACAGUAAAUCUAAAAUCAAAGAGGAUCCCAAGGUUCCUGCUGAGAACAGAACUACCAGCCAGAGGAAACACAUCUGGAUAAGGCAGCUGCUGACUGGUACGUGGUCCCAAGCCCCGACAACGCUACGACAACCAUCUUCUGCUUUCCAGCCCCUCCAUCUUCAUACAUCCAUUCAUUAUACUUUGCAUCAAGCCAUAUGAUCUAGGCCAUUAUUUAUAUGGAGUAAACUGAGCAUGAAGCCAUGCAAUACGAGUAUGCUUAGAGAUAGAUAGAAGACUCAGACAACAGCACAGGGACAUCUCAGGGUGAGCUUUACUACUUUUGUGAUUAACCCAAUAUUUUCUGCAUUUCCAUUUCAUCAUAUGUUGGAAUUAGCGACAGUACAACACCCCCCCACCCCCCCCACCAGGCUAAUGCCCAGGCUUUGUCCUCAAUUUAAAGUGGUUAGACUAAUUUAUAUUUGAAGUCACAGCUUGUAAAUAUGACAUGAAUUAGUUUAGAGAGGGUUACAUGUGUGUGAAUACAUGGCAGACUACUCUUAGUUUCCUGCAGAAAAUUGAAUUUGAUUGAUUUUAUUGUUAAGAUUUAUAAAAAUCAACAACCCUAUGCAUUUUGUGCUCAAAUGUCUCUCAUGACAUUUUUUUGAAAAGUGGUAGAGUAAAUGUUAACUUGUAUCUUCAUAGUGAUCUAUAAAUGUAUAAUCUGAUUACUGAAGUCACCAUGUGGUUAAGGAAUCCACUAAGAAUAGGAAUCCUCAAAGGUUUCACCAUUAGUUGUAGGACAGUUUUGUGUAAAAGAGGAAAUGAUAUGUCAAUGUGAGUGGAAGUAGUAAGACUAACGGUAAGACAUCAUUUUCGCUCCAUGCCCCUUUGUUUUUUUAAAUAUCAUAACCCCAUCCACCUUCAUAGCUGCGGUCAAUUCAUAAAUCUAGAGUUCUUAGCAACAGAUCCGCACUUUAUCAUUUCCCCGUCCGACACAGAGAGAGCUGGACAGAAAGGUACUGAAGGGUGGAGAGCUUUGGGGUCUGCUGAUGCUGAAGUGCCCAGGGUUGUUAGGCAAGGCUUUUCCAAUGCUGGCACUAUACAAAAAAAAGGAAAUAUCAUUUAUUUGGGACAGUUUUUGUACUGCCAUUCAAUUUGACAUGAGUGUGCCUUGAAUAAUGAUCUUCCUAUUUAUUGUCUCAGACAAAUGCAACACUUUUUAUGAAGCAUCAAAUUGAACAACAAAAAAUGUGAACUUUAACUUGUAGUUUGACAUUUCCACGGAAAUAUAAAUUAAAUAAUGCUGAGUUCAGGCUAGGAGUACCCAGCACAAUAUCAGUGUGUCUGUGUGUGUGUAUAUAUGUAUGCAUAUGUACAUAUAAAGGCACAAACCUAUAUAUAGAUAUAUAUCAAAUUCCUCACUCAUUAGGACAAUAGUCGGUCCAACAACAAAAAGCCACUCAAAAGGUCAAGGAAGAGACUCAACAAAAAUCAGGAAAUGCAGAAACUAAAAUAAAAUGAAUUUAGUGCACUCUGUCUUACAAUAAGUUUACAGUAUUAAAACAAGUACAAGGGUAAAAUAAUAUGUGUGUGUAUGUGUGUUUUGAACAAACAAGUAUUUUUUUUUCAGUUUUGCUUAUGAAGUUUCUCUGAAUGCCGUAGUGGCGAUGUGUAUAUUGUUUUAUAUUUUUUCCGGGUUUUUUUUUGGUGACGGGGUUUUAGUAUAUAUAUAUAUAAAAACAUAUGAAUAUAUAUUACGUUUUUCUUGUUUACUGUAAAAGUAUACCAGUAUUUGUAAUAUUGGAGAAUGCCUGGGCAUUUUACAAAAAUAGAAAAAAGGUUGUUUUUCUUUUCUUUUUUUUGCAGUCCAAUUUAAAUUGUGGGUCUCUUAAACUGUUUUUGUCACUGUAAUUGUAAAAGUCUUAAGUUUUAGUAACUUUUAUUCUGCCUUGGGUGUAAUGAAAUAAAAAUAAACACAUUUAAAAAUGACUUGGAUUUGGUGGUGGGAUGGCUGUUGGGGUUUGGUGGGUGGACGGGUUUUCUACCUUAGAACUUCAGAACAUUUGUUCUGCUUUCCAGAAGAAACACUGAGAAUACUGACUUGUAUCUAGUUCUCUUCUUCUUGAAUGGAGUAUUCUUCAUGGAUGGUUUGAAAUACAAUUGUAGGCACUUGCUGUCUUUCCUAAGGAGCUUCUUUUUUUUACUUGAAGGCUAUGUGCAUCCUGUUGUGAACACAGUACCUCGUCAUGUCUGCUCUUAUAUCUGGUGCAGGGGAGCGUGACUUCCUGCCAAUGAAAAGAUAAAACUCACAGGCUGCCACCAGCUGUCUCUCUCUUUGGCAGUACAAGUAUCUGAUUAAUUUGUACUUGUAAUGAAUCGUACUGAAUCACAUUGUACAGUAAGCGAUCACAAGGCUGUUAGACAGUCUUAAAGUAACACAGCCAAUGUUCAGUUUACCGCUCCAUUAUUUGUACAUAGUUUUCUAUGACGCUGUUUUACUUUUUAUUUGUUUGUGAUCUUUAACUGGCACUGGCGGUGACUUCCUGUUUCUGAAGGGGGGGUGGCGCGGUGUUAUUCUGUUUGAACUUUGUGACCUUCAUGUGUGUUUUCCGGCACAUGCCUCCCCCAUUGAUAUUCCUCGCAUUGAGAACAGAGCACAAAUACAAGCUGUUACAAUUAUUCAUC
This is a messenger RNA of Trematomus bernacchii (emerald rockcod), 6597 nucleotides long. It is a transcript of the gene bcl11ba, whose product is annotated as BAF chromatin remodeling complex subunit BCL11B a. Lineage: Eukaryota; Metazoa; Chordata; Actinopteri; Perciformes; Nototheniidae. Gene Ontology annotation, molecular function: RNA polymerase II cis-regulatory region sequence-specific DNA binding; DNA-binding transcription factor activity. Gene Ontology annotation, cellular component: nucleus. Gene Ontology annotation, biological process: positive regulation of transcription by RNA polymerase II. The transcript has 3 exons. Bases 764 to 3301 code for a protein of 845 amino acids. The record is from RefSeq and is a predicted model, not a curated record.